CCCCUUGUCACCUCCUCCUCCUUUCCACCUCCUUCUACUGGAUCUCCCUCUGCCUCCUUCCCACUUUCUCCCACGUCUCCUGGAGAAGUCUUCCAGUUCUCUCCUGCCCUCCCUCCCUACCUUCAGGAAGACUUCCCUCCUCCUCCUCCUCCAGAGAGGUUAGAACCUGACCCAGAGCUUACUGAACCCCAGACACCCCGUCCUGCAUCCCCCCAGGCCCCGCCACCAGCCCCAGAACCAGCCCUACCUGCCCAGGCCCCACCAGCCCAGGCCAACCCAGCACUAGCCCCGGCCUACCCACCUCUACCUGUACAUCCACCUCCAGCCCUUGAGAGUCAGCAGGACACCACCUCUUCCACAGCUGUAUUCCCAGACCUCCCGGCAAAAGCCCCGGACUCCCUACCUCAACCUCCGGUCCCUGGGGAGGACACCACCUCCACCCCUGUACCCUGUGAAUCCACACCCAGGAGCUCAGACUCUGACGGAGCGUUCGAGACACCAGAGUCGACCACCCCGGUCAAGUCCCCCACCGAGACAGGCCCUCAUACCCAGCUGCAGACCUCAGAAGACACCGGUCUUGGCUGUGACUCUGAGGCAGACGGUGAACCCGGGUCAGAGGCUAAAGGUCACCAUGGUAGCUCUCUGUCCAUAGUCUUUGACGAGGACAAGCCCAUAGCCGCUAGCGGAGCCUAUAACCUAGACCAGCUCAUAGCUGCUGCUGCAGCUGCAGAGGCCCAGAGCCGAUCACUUCUAACCCGCUCUCUGAGCCUCCAGGCUGGGGAGCUAGACGGCUCCGACCCCCUAGACGGCGGAGGAUCCUCCAUCUCGAUCGGAGACUCACGUCCCUUAGCUGAGGCCUUUAGUGUUGACAGCAGUACUGAGAGCGCUCCAGGGACCCUCCGCAGACCCUCCAAGAAGGGGCCUCUCCUCCCCGGCGGCACCCUGAAAAAGAAGCCUCUUUCCAGGCAGAGCUCUAACGUAGAGAGCCCUCAACCUCCAUCCUCUGGUACCACACCGGAGCUGAAGAAGAGCGCCAAUCCCUCCAGAGCAGUUAGCCCCCUAUUGGGCUCUGAGGAUCCGCAAGUAGGAGGGGCCACAGUAGACUCCGCCCCUGGCCCUACCUCGGCCACGCCCAGUCCAGAAGGCACGCUCUGCAGAACCAGGAAGCCAUGUGUGGAAAGCCCCACCCCUCUCAUUGAAGAGACCAAUCACACUAGCCCAGAGACAGAUAGCCAACUUAUCCUGGCCCCUACUUCUAUUCUGACCACGACCCAGGCUAUCUCUAUACCUUUCCAACAGGAGGACACCCCCAUCUCCGUGCCAGAGGCCCCCCUAGGCAGCGAAGGCUCUCCCCCCAGUGGGGCCUACAAAUGGGACCCAGACAACUUUGAAAACAUCGACCCGUUCAACACCGGAGGGAGUAAAGUCGCUAACUCCCCCCCGUUGGGUAGGAAAGGUGUCCCUAACUCCCCCCCGUUGGGUAGGAAAGGAGUCGUGCUGUCCAUUGCUCCCAAAACCGUCGCCCCUGUCUCUAACCCUAACCCCCCAGAGCGCCCUCCUACUAUCUCUAACGACGAGCCAGCUCUUCCCUCAACAAGCCCCCCUAUUCGAACCUCGGGGGCGGUCAGACUGGACUUUGACUAUUCUGAGGAGACCCUCGAGGAGCCUCCCAAGGCCUCUCCACCACCCAAGAAGCUGGGCAGAAAACCAGGCUCCAAGAUGCCUCUAAGGAAGCCCAGGAAGGACAACACCCCCGUCACCGUCCCCGAUGACAUCCCCGUCCCUAAGGCCUCCUAUAUCUUCGACCCCACCCAGUGGGACGACCCUAACAUCAACCCGUUCGGCUCUAACGCCGGGAUCCCUAUCUCUCCCAAGCUGAACAAACCCUCGUAUAGCUUUGACCCUGACGCCUUCCCAUGCUCAGCUGUCAACCCCUUCAAGGGUUCAUCCAAUAGGAUGGCUGAGUUUCCGCCCAAGGCCGCCUCUGGCCCCGCCUCUUUCGAGGUGUCGGCCAAUGACAAUGAGGUUGAUAACGAUAAUGAUGAAGUUAGGGAGCUGGAGGACCACAACCGGAACAGACCGGCCAAGACCAAGAAGAAACCGAUCAAAUCGAAGUCCAUGGGUUCCUCUCUGUGUUGUCUGUUUAACACUUUCAGAGUCAAGAGGUCCCCAAAGAGGUCGCCCACGUCUGAUCCAUCAUCACAAGGGCCCACCCCAGUAGAUGAAGCCCAGCCUCCGCUACAGGAUGACCACGCCACAGACGAGGAGAAGCUGGCCUCUUCCUCCAAUCACAAAGAGAAGCUGGUGUCCUCAGCCAACCACAAGUGGGCAUCCAUGGAGGCAGAGCUAACCUCUGACCCCCAGGAGGACUUCCCCCAGCCCUCUGACCUCACAGCCUUUGUCAAUGAGAACAGUCGAGUGUCAGACUAUGAGAUUGAGUACAUGGAGAAGAUCGGCUCGUCUUUGCCGCCUCUGUCUGUGAAGAAACCUUCUGCUCUCUACUUGAAGCUGGACUCUGUGACAGGCAGCCUGACCAAGCCUAACCAUGGCUCAGAACCCAACUCUCCCUGCACAGGGUACAACACACUGGGGAGUUUUGAGGAGAUAGAGGCCCAGAUCACAGCCCAGAUGAAGACCCCGGUGCUGGGCUCUCGACCCGGUCCAGAGGGGUCUCGGCCCGGUCCGGAGGGGUCCGCUGGAGAGAAGGAGAAGACCAGGAAGAGAGAGAGCCAGUCACUCAGCCGAGCACAGAGCACAGACAUGGAUCAUGCAGCGCUACCCACCCAGGGCCCUAUGGAGGUCCCAGGCCCAUCCCCAGGCCCAGGCCCAGACACACCCCUCUUAACCAGGCUGCCUGAGUGCCCUGACCCCCUGGUGCACCUGGAGGCUGUGGAGCCUGACCUGGCAGAGACCAACCCCACUGCCUUCGCUCUCAAACUACAG
Molecule: messenger RNA, 2943 nt
Organism: Coregonus clupeaformis (lake whitefish)
Lineage: Eukaryota; Metazoa; Chordata; Actinopteri; Salmoniformes; Salmonidae
Product: transforming acidic coiled-coil-containing protein 2-like
Biological process (GO): cerebral cortex development; cell population proliferation; mitotic spindle organization
Cellular component (GO): cytoplasm
Source: RefSeq, a predicted model, not a curated record